AUGCUUCAUUUGUUCAUUUUUGUUUCUCUAAUCUUUCUGAAUCCGACUUCAGCGUGUUCAGAUGGUAAGACUUGUAUUUGUAAUUAAUUCCUCAAUUCAAACAAGCUUGUCUUAUAUUUUGUAGAAAUUAACCUGGCGAGCGUCGAGUCAGACUUCCUAAAGUUUGAAGACUAUCAACCUUACAAUUUUAUCCUUGCGUUUAAACAGCGGUAAAAGGUUUGUUUUCAUGCAAUGUUUUGCUCUAUCGAGCUUUUGAAGCACCUCGUUUAACUCUCAGCCGCUAAUUUCAAAUUUAUUUCGAUCAUUUGUCAAAACCGUUCUCAUGAUGAUACAUUCUUUGUAAUUCAGUUCAAAACUUCUUUAAUAUUUCUUCUUAAGUUUUAUCUUCACUUAGUUCUGAAGACAUUCGACUAACAUCUUUUGAUGUAAGUCACUAUUGCCAUUUCGUAGAUAAGAUUUGCGCUUUUAACAACAGAAGCUUUUAAUUGAACUAAAUGCACUUAAACUGAUUCUUCUCCAUUUUAUAAACCAUGAUGGUUGUGUGGCAAGUGUCCAAAAAUCGGAAAAGGGAAAGUUACUCCUAUCAAGAAAGCCAUAUAUGUGCAAUUGUCGCCAACAAAAUCCCCUAUCGUCGUCGCUAAUAAUCACAAGGAAGACAUUGGGUAGUCCAGGUGGCUAAAGUUUCCAUAGAUGAACGAACCGAAAUUUCUAUGACAACCGUUUAAAAGACGGGUUUGGAUUCACGUCAACUUUCUUUCUAUAUUUACUUGCUUAUUUGCUUAUUUCUCGCACAAGUCAAAUUUAAUGGCGGCCAUAGUUAAAAAUUUACAGAAAUUGGGAUUUCAACUGUAGACCUAGAUAAUAAUGUAUGCGGUAUUUUCAAUCCACUGCGUGACUUAUAUUACGAAUCGCCUUGGUCCCACCCACACUUUUCCUUAGUAAACCAAAAUUUUCAGUCUGAAUAAGUGCACUCCAAAAUGAAUGAAUCAAGUCCGGUCCGGUCGAUUUUGCUUGAGACACGAAUUCGCUCGUUUCUUGUGUGUUGUAAGAUAUUCAUGUACUAAUACUAAAACAACAAUCAAAUUGAUCGGAUCUCUUCAUUUUUCAGAGUUUUACGGAAAUAUCGGCAAUAUCACGCUGGUAUUUUGACAUUCGGAUCGACAAGAACGGUGAUCGGGUAGCGAUCGCCAUGUUUACUCCAUAAACGUGAUCGCUGACCAGCCGCUGAGUGAAAACAGUACGGUUCAGUGGUGAGGGCGGGGUGAGGGGUGGGUGCGGGCAGAUUAUCAGGAGAUUUUUGGGAACAUUCGAACAUAUGCAUUAAAGUAUCAUGAUAAACAUUAGGACUGUCAGUCUUAAUGAUGUCGCGAAGAUGAAGCAGUUGUGUUAUUUGAUUCGUACUUCACAUUCGAGUUGAAGCUUGGGUGACACAGGUUAUUUCUUACCGUGGAAUCGACGAGGGGAAUUCGAACAUUAGUCGUAGUGUUUGAAUUGUUGGAAGAAAUGGUCGCAUGGGGAUGGUAAGUUUAACGAACAGUUUCAAAUUUUGCAGCUUGAAUUGAAAGUAAAGUUCAUUUGAAUUGCUUUCGUAUGUAUUUCUGACGGUUUUAGAUCUACCUGCUUGAUUUAUAUCGGUUACGCUUCAUGUUGACAAGUCCCUCAAAAUGGCGGCCAAACUUGUAGAUUACCGAAAAUUAGGUAAGUUCACUGAGUUAUAAAGUUCUCGUAAAGGUCGGGCCGCAAAGUUUUUUUUCUGUAGUUACCUUUUCUAUGAUAACUACUUCCUAGCUAUGUUAGUUGGAUCAGUUAAGAACGCCUCACUUUUCCAAACAUUUACCUUGAAUUUGAUCGGUUUGGCGUCUGUGAUUUAGGCAAACCGAUAAGGUGUCAUUCAAGUCUUCCUGUUUCCUUGAUUGAAACGUGAUGUUUGCGAAAGUCGCCUCGAUAGAUAAGAUAAAGUUAAUAUACAUGGCUGUAGUAUUUGUUUUUUGCUGAGUUCCGUAGUUUUUUGUAAAUUGUCCUCCAAAGUUGUAUGAAUUAAAGUCUUGAAAAGUGUCACGACAAGCCUUCGCUCGAGUGAAAUUUAAUUUCCGUAAAACUCAGAAAAGUAAAGAGAUCCGAUCAAACUGAUUGUUGUUUUAGUAUAGGUACAUGAAUGGGUAAAAUUUACGCACAGCCCCAUACUAUUGUAAAACAGAUCUGUUUUCCUAAUGGCAAUGUAUUGUUUUGUCAUUGUUUUCUCUAUCCAAGAACUGAAUGCAUAAUGUAGUAUGGGGCUAUGCGGAAAUUUUACCCAUGAAUGUCUUACAACACACAAGAAACGAGCGAAAUCCGUGUCUCAAGCAAAAUCGACCGGACCGCUCUUACAGAGACACUCUCUCAAAUUUUUGUGCAAACGUGCAUUAUUUUGAAUACAUGUACUAUCCAACUGCUAAGAUCAUGGUGGCCUUCGUGAGUCAUAAUCAUGCGGUUAUUACUUCAAAUAAUAACAUAAUAAUCUGUCUCUAAUAAAUCAGAAACAACAAACGUGUAACUUAACAAUAUAUUAAUAAGAAAAUUAUAAGUUUAAUUAACAAUAGUAUAAAAAUUGUAACAUUGUAGCUUUAUGUAACAUUAUGAAGUUCCUUAUACGCAGUGAAUUUAAUCUGAAGAGACAUCUGUUAAGGAAAAAAUGCUUGAAACGUUCGGUUUUAACUCUGGGUAAUAUAAAGUCAUGCUUGCACUCACGGAGCACACAUCUCCUCUUUGGAAGUAUAUGAUCACCACUGAUUACGUUCUUAAAAAGCUCAGAGUCCCUAUUUUUAAUUAAGUCAAGUAUAGCUGUUUUCUUUGUAGUGAAGCCAAACCUGUGGGCCCUCUUGAGAAACCUGUCGAUUUUGUCUAAAAAUUUUCGCUGGUAAGCUGCACCCCAGGCUUCAACCUCACACAAGAAUACGGACAUGAUGAGGGAGUUAAAAAAAUUAUUGAGUUGAUCUUUGGAAUAUCCAUAGGAUUUGCAUACCCUAAGAAUGUACAUUCGACUGCUAGCUUUGGAUAGCAUAUUGUCGAUGUAGAUGUUCCAGUUCGUAGCAUCUUCCUAAAAUGUGACUCCUGAUAGUUUUAACCAUGAUUUCCUUUUUAUUCUUGUUAAUUCUGGAGGGGAUAACCAAGUAGUUUUGCCGUGCAUGCACAUUUCUUAUGUUUUGGUAAAAUUGAGAACAUCUCGUUGGUAUCCGUCACUUCUUCAUGUUCUCAACCUCAGCGGCGGCAGUAUCUGUGCUUUGUCUAACUGAAACACUUAUCGUAAUGUCGUCAGCAUACUUCACUAGGAGAUUGUUCAUUGGAGAAACGGCUGCAAUAUCAUUCACCAUAAGAAAAAAUAGAAUGGGUCAUUAUAUGGUGCCUUGAGGAACUCCCCUAUUGACGUCAAAGAACGCAGUUCAUUACAAUUUUAUUGAAUUAACCCUCUCAAAUGGCAAUUUCGUCUUGAAACAAAACUAAAAUGUGUAUCAUCCUUCAUUAACAGCCCAUAUCGAUUCAAGUUUGUUCCAAUUUGGACUGCCGAUAGAGAACGCAAAGUAAUAGUGUAAAACAUAACUCUUGUGAGUGGCAUACUCGAAAUAAGUGAGGUUUCCUCUAUAUACAGUACUAAUGAAAAGUAACCGAAGGCUGUUUUACAGGCAACUGCCGCAUAAUGGAAUUUCCCAGUCACCUUUCCAACGUUGGAAAACGCUUGAUUAAUCACGUGAUAAGAACCAUACCAGAUAUGGACCAAGACUCAUGUGAGUGGCAGUGUUACCUUGAUCACGACUGUGUCAGCAUAAACUUACAGUUUCAAGGAACAAACCGGGAAUGCGAGUUAAAUAAUUCAACUCAUAAAGAGCACGACGAGGACUUCAUAAGCGAUGACCGCUUCUUUUAUCGUGGAACAAACGUGAGUUCCUGGUCUCUUACCUUACCUGGUAUUCUUUUCAUCAAUUUCUAGCCUGUAAACUCUGCUCAAGGGGGCACAAAAUAUCUAUUUCAACAGCCUUUUGACACCAAAACGUAAUCAAGGAUACUUUUUUCAUCAGUUAUUUCCGUUUGUUAUUUUUUGUUUUUGUUUUCCAGAAUGCUUGCCGUAUGUCUCCCUGCAAGAACAACGCAAUUUGCCAAUCUGGUUUCACAGACAAAAGAUAUCGCUGCCUAUGUACCUCGGGAUUUACAGGCCAUGACUGUGGAGUUGGUAAAUCAUUUAAAACCUAGUUGUACUGUUACAACACGUUUCAUGGCCUGCCUCACAGGACACAAAAUCGCGUAGAAGAAGACAAACAUAGAAAAAAAGGAUGACGAAAUGGAAGACUCCACGCCGGCAUUGACAAUUUAUCGGUUUUUUGCCGAAAUUCGGCAAUAAAUUACAACGAGAAACAUGAGCUCGUGUGCUCUUGAUAAAAUUAAUUAAGGUUACAAAACUAAUUACGAAAUUAAGGCACAAAUGGAAAAAUGUGUACAAUUUAUGAUCGCUGCAACUAAGAAUGGAUUGAUUUUUUUGUUAUAGAUGUUGACGGGUGUAAUCACAUCAACAACGGCAGUGAGCAUGCUAAGUGUACCAAUACUGCUGGUUCUUACAACUAUACUUGUAAGGAAGGAUAUCUUGGAGACGGAUAAACUUGCGAGAAACCUAGUAAUAAGUGUUGCUUUGGUAGACUGGAAGAGAUUAAAAGAAGUAAGUCGUUCUAAAGUAGUGACGAGUAGGAAUUUAUUGUGGUGACACAGAGAGGAUCUUCCACAUCGAGAAGUCCUCAAAAGAGGGUUGCCCUAAGGGUUGUGUGCCUUGAAGUAGGAGGGAAUACUCUUCGGCAUCCUUGUUUGGGUUUCGCUGACACCCUGACUCAGACAAAAAAUGCCAUCAUCAACACUUGUUAUCAGACCUGGCCUCUAACUCUUUAUCAAUCUUUUUUUUUUCAGAAUUCUCCAUCAAUUCAUCGAUACUGUCACACAAUGAAGAUUACCUCAGCCUUCUCUCCUGGUUCCUUGUUCCAGCCGUUGGAAAUGUUUCUCAUUGGUUGCUGUGUUAUCGUGCUUCACGUGACGGAGCUGUCGAUGAAUAUUUUCACAACCGAUGUGAUCGACUCAAUGACACCAUCACUGUUAUUAGAGUAAAUAAUUAUGUAUUUGGCGGAUACGUUGACAUUCCUUGGGGUAAUUACUUUCCUUCUGUCCUUUUUGGUUCAGUAAGAACGACUAAUGAGUACACUGCAACUAAUACAUUUAACAAAGUCUCACUUGGCCACACUUGUUUCAGUCAUUUCUUAAAGCGUUUUUCGCCGGGAGGGCUGGCUCUUAUCUGAAAUGGCGGGGUUUCUGUAAUAGGGAGUUGUCCGCGGGGCGAGAGUCAACUGUAACUUGAAAGUCAAUAGGAUAUUUCAAUUACGUUCAGACAAUCCAUCUUUCAGAGUCCAGCAAUGAAUAUAAAUAUGGCAAGACAACCAACGCAUUCAUAUACUCCUUGAGCAACAGCGAAGGAAGUGAAGCGUUCAAGAGCAUGGUCAAAAACUCAGAGAGGGCCAUCCAUUAUCAUAUUUACCAAGGGCCUUCAUUUGGAACUGCUGACGUCCGAGUAGAUUUUAAAAGCACCGUUAACCAAUCAGUUGCACAUUUUGGCAAUGAUUACCAUCUUCCAAGUAAUGUCAUUAUUAACAACACGCAAACCAUCCUUGCAGGUGUUACAAAUUUUGAGCCUGACGAGGUCGAGGUGUUUUAUCUGAAUAGAACUGCGCCUUAA
Pocillopora meandrina is the source of this 5743-nucleotide messenger RNA. NCBI's taxonomy places the organism in Eukaryota, Metazoa, Cnidaria, Anthozoa, Scleractinia, Pocilloporidae. The record is from the annotation of a GenBank genome assembly.